This is a messenger RNA of Esox lucius (northern pike), 3323 nucleotides long. RefSeq names its product RNA binding motif protein 25b (gene rbm25b). Gene Ontology annotation, molecular function: mRNA binding. The transcript is spliced from 18 exons. Bases 122 to 2524 code for a protein of 800 amino acids. NCBI's taxonomy places the organism in Eukaryota, Metazoa, Chordata, Actinopteri, Esociformes, Esocidae. Gene Ontology annotation, biological process: regulation of alternative mRNA splicing, via spliceosome; mRNA processing. The record is from RefSeq and is a predicted model, not a curated record. Gene Ontology annotation, cellular component: spliceosomal complex.
GGUUAAUAGCUAGUACAGCGAGGCGAGAGCCACCUAACCGGGGAUACGGUAACACAAAAGUCAAGAGUCGCCAAUAACUGGUUAACCAAAAGAUUUAGGCUAGGUGAGUGAUUUCUGCAAGAUGUCAUUCCCUCCUCAUCUCAACCGACCACUGUUGCCCCCGGGCAUUCCUCCUCCACAGUAUGCUGGUUUUGCUUCAGGUACCCCAAUGAUACCAGUCCACAUGGGCAUUAUGACUCAGACCCCUGCGGUCCUGGUACCCACCUCCAUGCCUGUGGUCAGCAAGCCCGCGGCUCCCAGGAAGGAGGCGGCCCCAGUGAGGGCCAAGGAGACGGAUGAGACCAGUGGGCCAACCACCACAGUUUUUGUAGGGAACAUCUCAGAGAAGGCCUCGGACAUGCUCAUCCGACAGCUGCUGGCGAAAUGUGGCCUGGUCCUAAGCUGGAAGCGAGUACAAGGAGCCUCUGGAAAACUUCAAGCUUUUGGGUUCUGUGAGUACAAGGAGCCUGAGUCGACGUUGAGGGCCCUGCGGCUGCUCCACGAGCUGCAGAUCGGGGAGAAGAAGCUGCUGGUGAAGGUGGAUGCAAAGACCAAGGCCCAGCUGGAUGAGUUCAAGGCCAAGAAGAAGAGCAGCACCAACAGCAACGGGAUGACGACAGCAGAGGACGGGAAAGAGGAGGAGGAGGAUGAGGAGGUGAUUGACGAGGACACACAAAGACGGGACCAAAUCGUCAAGGGUGCCAUUGACGGUCUGAUCCGUGAAUAUGCCAGCGAGCUGAACGCUCCCUCGAAUGAUGAGUCCCCGCUCCGCAGGAAAAAGAAAGAGAAAAAAGAAGAGGAGGAUAUCAACGCCAUUGACGGCUUGGAGGAUGACAAGAGAGACCUGAUUUCCAGAGAGAUCAGUAAAUUCCGUGACACCCACAAGAAACUGGAGGAGGAGAAGGACAAGAAGGAGAAGGAGCGUGCAGAGUUUGAGCGCGAGCGACGGGAGAGGGACAAGGAGAGGGAGCGCGAGAGGGAGCGCCGGGACCGUGAGCGCGAGAAAGAGCGCGAGAAGGAGAGGGAGCGGGAGCGGGAGAGAGAGCGCGAACGGGACCGAGGUGACCGAGAUCGCGACCGCAACCGAACGAAAGAGCGUGAGAGGGAGUGGGAAAGGGACAGGAGUCGUGACCGGAGCAAGGACCGCAGCCACUCAAGAGAGGUGAGUCGCGACAGAGACAAGGACAAGAAGCGUGAUCAGGAGGAUGAGGAGGAGGCCUAUGAGCGCAGGAGGCUGGAGAGGAAGCUCCGUGACAAGGAGGCAGCCUAUCAAGAGCGCCUGAAAAACUGGGAGAUCCGUGAGCGGAAGAAGGCGAGAGACUAUGCCAAGGAAUCGGAGAGGGAAGACGAGCGCAGAAGGGAGAUGACAAAAGAAAGCAAGCGACUAAAGGAGUUCCUGGAGGACUAUGAUGAUGACAGAGAUGACCCCAAGUACUACAGGGGCAGUGCACUGCAGAAGCGUCUGCGAGACCGGGAGAAGGAGACUGAGGUGGACGAGCGCGACAGGAAGAGAGAGAAGGAGGAGCUGGAGGAGAUCAGACAGAGGCUGCUAGCUGAGGGACAUCCAGACCCAGAGGCUGAGAUACGCAGGAUGGAGGAAGAGGAGGCGGAGCGUCUACGCCAGCCUCCGGUAAAGCUGGAACCCGAUCCUGAAGAGGAGCGGGUGCACAAGGCACCACGGGAAGACCAGGGAGAGGAGGACUUUGACGAUGAGGACGACCAAUCGGGGUCCAAGCCCUGCUUGAAGCCCACGCUAAGGCCAAUCACGGCAGCCCCAUCUGUGUCGUCAGCCAGCGGGGGUGCCACCCCCAACACGCCAGGUGGCGGUGAUGAGUCACCCUGCGGCAUCAUCAUCCCCCACGAGAACUCACCCCCUCACGAGGCCCCGCCCCAGGAAGAGUUCCGCCCCAAAAUUGGGCUCAGCCUCAAACUAGGAGCCACUAGCAGCCCCAGCCAGCCAAACGUGGCCAUGAAACGGAAGAAGCUAACCGUGGACAGUGUCUUCAACAAAUUUGACGACGAGGAAGCAGACGAGGCGCCGCGGAAGCGCAAGCUGGUGCCGCUGGACUACGGCGACGACGACAAGAACCUCCAGAGCGUGGUGGAUGGGGCCUCGGGACUGGCUGCCAUUAAGGGAGCUAACACCGAGGAGAAGCGCAAGCACAUCAAGAGCCUGAUUGAGAAGAUCCCCACGGGCAAGACAGAGCUGUUCUCCUACCCGUUGGAUUGGUCUGCCGUGGACUCUACUCUGAUGGAUCGACGCAUACGUCCCUGGAUCAAUAAAAAGAUCAUUGAAUACAUUGGAGAAGAAGAGGCUACACUAGUUGAUUUUGUCUGCUCAAAGGUGAUGGCUCACGGUACCCCACAGGGCAUCUUGGAUGAUGUUGCCAUGGUUCUGGAUGAAGAAGCAGAGGUCUUCAUUGUGAAGAUGUGGAGGCUGCUGAUCUAUGAAACAGAAGCCAAAAAGAUUGGGCUGGUGAAAUAAGAACUUGAAGAAAGCACUAAGAAGGAACCAACAUCCAACUUUUUCUAUUAGUUAUGUGAAAUUUAUCACUCACCAAAAAGACUUCUCAAUUUGAGCAGCUUAAAAUCAAAGAAUGAGCUCAUCCUAACAACGGCUUUCUCAUACAGACAAUAUUGUGCUCACGUUUUGCCAUUCUUCCAAUUGACUCUGGUACAUGUGUCAUUUACUGCGGCUGCUCACUGUAUUGGUCCAUAGCCUCUGGGUGUGUGAAUGACUUGGACAAAACGACUUAUUGACGAAAGCAACCACUUCGGCAACUUCCCGACUACAGUCUCUGGGCUUCACUUUGAUAUUCUGAGGAAAUGGAGGUUAACAAUAUAGAAGAAAACUUCAUGGCUUGGAAGCCAUGUUUUCAUUGAACGUAUCUUACUGGUCUGUUUCUCUAUAAUUUUGUGACUUAGUACUUAGAACCAUCCACAACUUCUAAACCAUCUAAAAGUAUUUGUAAUUCUACUGCCAUCUGCUGAGUGAAAUGUAUUUAUGUGCAGGGUAGACCUUUAAAUUGAGUAGCUUUGUUUCUGUAUUACAAACAAUAUUUGUUAGUUCUGUUAUUUGAGGAUGAUAGGCCAGCUAUUUACCAUUUACUGAAUUGUAGUUGGUUGGUGGGUCUAUCUUUACGCUGUAACAGGGUAAAAAUGCAGCCACCUGACAAACCACUUCAUAGGAAAAAUGGAUUUGGGAAGACAUGCUCAAAGGAUACAUCUCCAUUUUGUUUUUGUACCAGUUGAUUUUGUUUUGAAUAAAGAUGAUUUUAUAAUUG